Zea mays is the source of this 1882-nucleotide messenger RNA. Its product is annotated as sigma-like factor2B. The coding region runs from base 63 to 1649 and encodes 528 amino acids. The record is from RefSeq and is marked validated. The transcript is spliced from 6 exons. Lineage: Eukaryota; Viridiplantae; Streptophyta; Magnoliopsida; Poales; Poaceae. Gene Ontology annotation, molecular function: DNA-binding transcription factor activity. Gene Ontology annotation, biological process: DNA-templated transcription initiation; regulation of DNA-templated transcription.
GUUUGGCCGCGACCCCUGCGACGCGCAUUUGUUGAGAGGCGGCCUACUACGAACUACCGUCGAUGGCGUUCCUCGCGCCUCCGCAGUUCAAGUGGCCCCUUUCCACCCGUGCGGCGGCGGUGUUCAGGGAGCCCACCGGCGGCGCAGGCUCCCGCCCCAGUCGGAUAAACUGUUCUUUCUCCUCCACGGCAGUCGUCGAUGCAGAGUGCUUAUCCGUCGGGCCGCCGCCUUCUCCUCACCGAACGCUUCCGGGCUGUUUCGGUGAGGCACUUCUUAACAAGGAGGCAGUGGUGGCGGCCGCGGCCGCGGAAGCCGUCGCUCUGGCUCGCGCAGCGGCCGAGGUCGCCGGAGAAGUCGCCCGGAUGGCGCAGAAUGAUCACCCGGCUGCCUUACCGCCGCGCGAUGACACGGUGGAUAGCUUCCUGUCAAGAGAGGUCCUCCGCUCCGAGGUGGGGCUGGAUGCCAGGCGCGCCGGGCUCGUCGAAAUGCUGGAGGGCGAAGAGCACAGCAGCAUUUUCAGCGACGAAUCCGAGGAUGACGAUGAUGGCGGGCAUAGCAUAGCCGUAACGGUGAAGUCGGCGCGGCGGUCCGAGAGAAGGGCUCGGAGAGUGAGGGCAGCGAUGAAGACGGCCAAGUGUUCCAGCAGCAUGAAGCCCGUUGGAGCGUCCUCCACAAGGAGGAAACGGUUGAAGGGUUGCCUGACUCCUCUCGGGUGCUUGUACAAGAUGACCGGCCCGAGGCUUCUGACGGCGGAACAAGAAGUCGAAUUCUCAGAAGGCAUUCAGGACCUUCUGAAACUGGAAGCCAUCCAAAAGGAGGUUGCGCAGUAUAAUGCUGGUGAACCAACGUUUUCCCAGUGGGCGGCAGCAGCCGGGACCGAUGAGAACACUCUGCGGAGACGCCUGAAUCAUGGAGUCUACUGCAAGAACAGGAUGGUGAAAUCUAACGUGCGGCUUGUAAUCUCGAUUGCAAAAGAACACGAAGGCCCCGGGAUGGAGUUCUCUGAUCUUAUUCAGGAUGGAAUGCAAGGCCUGAUAAGAGGCGCGGAAAAGUUCGACGCUUCCAAGGGUUUUAGAUUCUCCACUUACUCUCACUGGUGGAUUAAACAAGCAAUACGCAAGUCCGUUUUAGAACAAACCCAGAUAAUCCGCCUGCCGGCACACAUGGCUGAAGCGAGUUCCCGAGUGAAGGAAUGCUGCCGGCGACUCGGCCGUGAGCUGAAACGGCUCCCCAGCAACGAAGAGAUCGCGGUGGACACUGGCAUGACGAUCCGGCGGGUGGAGGCGGCCAUGAGCCUCCCGAAAUACAGCGUGUCCUUCACGAGCAAGGUCGGGUGCACGGACGUCACGUACCAGGAGAUCAUGCCGGACACGAGCGCCGAGACGGCGGAGGAGACGCUGCACCGGUGGCUGAUGAAGAAGGACGUGAACACGGCGCUGGACAGCCUGAGCCCGCGCGAGAAGCAGGUGAUGCGGUACCGGUUCGGCAUCGAGGGCGGGCGGGCCAGGACCCUGCACGACAUCGGGCAGCUCAUGGGGGUCAGCCGGGAGCGGAUCCGGCAGAUCGAGCUGGGCGCGUUCCGGAAGCUGCGGAGCAAGAACAGGUUGCAGUCGCUGCAGCACUACCUGCGGCCGGCGGAGAGCUGGUAGCCAUGUCAGGUGCUGCGCUACGACUACGAUACGACUUCGACGAGACCAUAACCCGCAUCGUUGCACAUGGCUUUCCAUGAUGUAUGUAUGUACGCCGUUCCUAUUUACAGGAUUUAAAGUAUACGCGUUCGAUCCAUUUUCUUGUCUAUGUUAUAUAGCACUAUGUGUAUAAAGAAGACGAAACAACAUUUUUUUAACGCAAAAAAAACAAGAAUUAUGGAGAUAGACUAUAA